AUAGACAUUGUUGACAAGACUGCAAGUUUCGUUGCUCGGAAUGGACCAGAGUUUGAGGCGCGCAUCAGACAAAAUGAACUGGGCAACCCCAAAUUCAAUUUUCUCAAUCCCGGGGACCCAUAUCAUGCUUACUAUCAACAUAAAGUUAAAGAAAUUAGAGAAGGAAAAGGUCCAGAACCAUCUGCACCACCUAUGACAGCUCCGCAACGACCUGGUCUUGCCCCUGCAACAGCUGCAAAGCAGCAAGAGUUGCUCAAAGCGGCUGCCCCAUUGGAACCUGCACCGCCACGUGAUCCUCCUCCAGACUUUGAGUUCAUUGCUGACCCACCAUCAAUAUCAGCGCUUGAACUUGACAUAGUUAAAUUAACAGCACAAUUUGUUGCCAGAAAUGGGAGACAGUUUCUUACAGACUUAAUGAAGAAGGAAGAGCGUAACCAUCAGUUUGACUUCCUUAGACCCCAACAUUCACUCUUCCAGUACUUCACUCGUCUUUUAGAACAGUACACGAAAGUACUUCUUCCUCCAAAGGAACUUGUUUCAAAGUUGAGCUCCGAGAUCCGUAGUGGUGUAUUGGAGCAGGCACGUACUAGAGCUGCAUGGCAUUCUCACCAGGCUAAGCGUAAAGCCGCGGACGAAGCGAGGAUUGAAAAAGAACGGCUGGCAUACGCUUCUAUUGACUGGCACGACUUUGUAGUAGUUGAAACUGUUGACUAUCCAGCUGGCGAACUUGGUGAUUUUCCUCCACCGACCACCCCAUUAGAAGUCGGUGCUCGAAUUCUGGCUCAGGAGCGCGGCGAAGAUGUCAAUCAAGGCAAUGAAGAAGAUGACACAGAAAUGCAGAUAGAAUCCGAAUCGGAAUCAGAUUCCGAUGAUGAUUUGGCUGAGAUGGAAGAUCGAACCCAACAGCAACAGCGGCCUGAUGACAAUCGUGUUCAAGACAUGGAAGAAGAUAGCUCGUCGUCUGAAGAUGAGCUUAUUCCGGAGCCUCCUAAGGCUGCCCCAGAAGAGGCUUUGUUACCGCCGCGGGCUGAUCGGGUGGUUGUUAAGAAGUACGAUCCUAAACGAGCCAGGCCACAACCGGCCCCUGCAAGUGAAGAAUGGCUGGUCUCACCGAUCACAGGAGAGAAGAUUCCUGCUAACAAGGUCGCAGAUCACGUCAGAAUCGGACUUUUGGACCCGCGCUGGUUGGAGCAGAGAGACCGUGCGGCCGCUGAGAGAACCGAUCGCGACGAAGCCCUCGCUCCUGGCGCUGCCAUUGAGGCUUCACUUAAACAGCUCGCGGAGCGUCGUACGGACAUAUUCGGUGUGGGAGACGAGGAGACGGCCAUCGGUAAGAAGAUCGGCGAGGAGGAGAGGAAGAGAGACGAGCGGGUCACAUGGGACGGACACACGUCCAGCGUGGAGGCGGCCACCAGGGCGGCGCGCGCGCACAUCACGCUGGAGGACCAGAUCCAGCAGAUACACAAGGUCAAAGGUCUCCUGCCAGACGAAGAAAAAGAGAAAAUAGGUCCGAAGCCCGUGCCCGCCUCCUCGAGGAACGCGCCUCGUCCACCCCCGGCGCCCGCGACCCGCGGGCCUGCGCCCGUCCUGCUGCAACCCAUGCCCCCUCUGAUGGUGAUACCCCCCAUACCGCGACCCCCGCUUAUACCUACGCCGGUCGGCCCGCCCUUCGGCUUCGUUCCCAACGUCGUCGGCAAUGUGGUUAAUGUACCGAUACCUGAAGAUGACGAACCGAUGUCGAAGCGAGCCAGAACCGAAGAUGCCCUGGAGCCCGAGAACUCGUGGCUUGCGAAGCACCCGGGCACAGCGAUCAUACAGGUGUCGCUGCCGUCGCUGCCCGACCGCUCGGAGUGGCGGCUGGACGGUCGCACGCUGCAGCUGAGCGUGCCGCUGUCCACCUCCGCCGGGGAGCUCAAGAACAUGGUGCAGAGGAACACGCAGAUGCCCACCGCCAAGCAGAAACUGCAGUACGAGGGUCUGUUCUUCAAAGAUUCCAACACCCUCGCGUACUACAAUGUGCCGCCGGGGGCGGUUGUCAACCUGCAAGUGAAGGAGCGCGGAGGAAGAAAGAAAUAAUUGUAAAUGUCACAUUUGUGUCAAACUGACAUUGACAGUUGAUACGUUGUUGGUUAGACGUAGCAGGAGUAGUGACUCAUUUUGUGGCAUUUUAACUAUUUCUUAGUAUCCAAUAUAAAACAUUUUAUAUAUUUUACUUAGAUAAUUUACACGCCUAUAGUCUCUUGCUAUUAGACAACCGAUAAAAACAGGCCAGGUUUGUAAGUUUAAUGUGCGUAACAAGCUAUGUAUUACACUCGCGAUUUGUAUGUCACUUUGUUUUAGUGUGCGUGAUUUGUUCAAAAUACAGGUUAGUUCUAAAUUCAAUUUUUUUUGAUGUUUUCACAGCUUUCAUAGUCUAUCUAGACGUAUAAAUGAUCUAAGUUAUUUUUGUAUGUUUCGUAAAGUCCAAUAUAAAAUACAUGUUUUGUAAUAUUAAGCCUUAUAAGUAGUUUCUCAUUGUCCGGAAGUAUAUCACUUAUCGUAUUUUAUAGAAUGUACCGCAUUAACAAGAGCAAUAAAAAAUACAAAUGUAUUGUUAUCCAAAUAUUUUCACUCCACAUUUUAACGCGCUAUCAUGCGAUACAUAGAUAUCGUAGAGCUUAAACAUUGAAACAGAAUGUCAUAUUGUAAUUUAGUGAUGAAUGUGAACAUAAGACCUGGAUUUUCUAUAAGUAAUAUAAUAUUUACUAGUGCCUAAAAAUUUUUAAGCUUUGGUACAUGAUAAUAUUCCAUCUUUUAUUGACAAUGUAGUUUGUGUAUGUCACAUGUAUUGAUACGAUACAACAAUAAAUAAUUUACAAUGAA
Molecule: messenger RNA, 2862 nt
Organism: Leptidea sinapis
Lineage: Eukaryota; Metazoa; Arthropoda; Insecta; Lepidoptera; Pieridae
Gene: Sf3a1
Product: splicing factor 3A subunit 1
Exons: 6
Coding region: 193-2076 (627 amino acids)
Biological process (GO): regulation of alternative mRNA splicing, via spliceosome; mRNA cis splicing, via spliceosome
Cellular component (GO): U2-type prespliceosome; U2 snRNP; catalytic step 2 spliceosome
Molecular function (GO): protein binding; RNA binding
Source: RefSeq, a predicted model, not a curated record